CAUCACCCACUCAAUUCACAGACUUGACCUGUCCAUUCUGAUUCCGUGUGCGCCACCGCGGCAUGGCUCCGGCGGCCGGCGCCCCCGUCGCCGCGCUGGGUGACGACCUCCUCCGCGAGGUAUUCAUCCGCCUUCCGGACUCCGCCGACCUCCUCCGCGCAGCCGCCGCCUGCAAGCCCUUCCUCCGCGCUGCCCGCAGCGCGCCCUUCCUCCGCCGCUUCCGACGCCGCCACCCCUCUUCUUGCCCGCGCUUCGUCGGCUGCGUCAUCCUCUUCUCCAACCGCCACGGCGGCAAAUCCCACUUCGUACCCAUCUAUGUUUCCUCCUCAUCCCCCUCGUCGUCGUCUGCGGCAGCGGCCGCCGACGGUGGCGACUUCGCCCUCUCCUUCCUUCCCGGCGGCGGUUGUCUGGGCCAGGGCGCAGCCACGUGGAAGCACCUGGACUAUCGCAACGGCCGCCUUCUCCUCGAGAACCUGGGGUCCCAUGAACUCGCCGUCGCGGAUCCGAUCUCCCACCGCUGCGUCUCCCUCCCCGCUCCUCCUGCCGGGCGAGCCGUCGGGUACGGCCUCUUUGCCGACGACGGCGAUUCGUCGGAGUUCCGGGUGGUUUGCAUUUCGCGGGACGCCGCCUCUCCCGAGUUGCGCGCGCUGGUCCUGGCAUCCCGCGAGCUCUCCUGGGCCGACGUCGCCGGCAUCGCGUGCCAGCCCGAUCCAGCCGCCGGCUCCCGGGUGAUGCAGGCGAACCGGUCGCUGUACUGGAGGCUCGAGGGUGGGGAGCGCAUGGUGGCGUUCAGCACGGCGUCCAUGGAGCUCUCGGUUCUGGGCCUCCCGCCUGCCCUUCGGGAGCUUCGCAUCGACGCCGUCGACAGGGGGGAAGAGGAGGAUGUCAAUGUCCUCCACCUGCUCACCAUGAGCGGCUUCCGCGUCGAGGUGUGGGCUGGCACAGCCGACGGUGAUGGUGGGAUGGUAUGGAGGCGGGUGGAGAAAUCGAUGAGGUUCCACAAGGCACUGACGGAGAUGAUCGAUCCUUUAUUCCAGUCAUACCACCGGAAUGAGGUUGAUGUCGUCGGAGUGGCCGCUGGCCUUGUGUUCUUUCGGCAGUGGAAUCAUCUCUUCUCCGUUGAUCUUGAAACUAUGAAGCUCGAGAAGUUUCCAAACGUAGAGCCCAUGGGGGCGCUGACCUAUCUUUACACAAUCGCGUGGCCACCCUCUUUCUUGAAUCCUGCUGGACAAGGCGGUUGAUGUGGUGGGGAGCUAGUCAUUGUAGAGGCAAUGGUGGAAAAGGAAGAAUCUCAGUUGUUCUGAUGAAGCCUUGGGGAUGAUCAGUUGCUAUAGGUUGUGAUUGUUCUGAUGAAGUCUUGGGGAUGAUCAGUUGCUAUAGGUUGUGAUUGUUACUGGUUUCUCCUGUGGCCUUGGCCCUUGAGUCCUAUAUUUGCUUUUUUUUACUAGAUUGGCACAAUGUUGUCCGUACACUCAACGAUGAGAGUAUUGUGUUUGGUGGUUGUGCUCUAGUUAUGCUCCUUAGAAACUGCUUAGUCGUUGUAUAUCUCUAAUUAUUUUGUGCCAAUUUCUGGAUCACUCCAUAUGGUUUGUCACUUUCAGUUGCUUCCACAAUUGUCAUGUGCAUUCUGAACAAGGACUGGGGAUUGAUCUAUCUGAUGGUGGCUUUUCACUCUGCCUGAAGCAAUUUGAUCUAUCUGAAGAUUCCCUCUGUUCUGCAGUGGACAAGGGCCCUUGAGCUACACUAUACUAUCAUGUAUCUUGUUCCCAUCUUAUGUAUGAGUAUUGCACUGUGAAUGUGAAUAUCUGUACCAGGGGCUUCAUUAUCGUUGAUAGCAAAGCAUUGCCUUCUGUGUGAA
Sorghum bicolor (sorghum) is the source of this 1858-nucleotide messenger RNA. RefSeq lists its product as uncharacterized. The transcript is spliced from 2 exons. The record is from RefSeq and is a predicted model, not a curated record. Gene Ontology annotation, molecular function: protein binding. NCBI's taxonomy places the organism in Eukaryota, Viridiplantae, Streptophyta, Magnoliopsida, Poales, Poaceae. The coding region runs from base 63 to 1241 and encodes 392 amino acids.